Molecule: messenger RNA, 970 nt
Organism: Sphaerodactylus townsendi
Lineage: Eukaryota; Metazoa; Chordata; Lepidosauria; Squamata; Sphaerodactylidae
Product: dual specificity protein phosphatase 13-like
Exons: 4
Coding region: 173-754 (193 amino acids)
Biological process (GO): negative regulation of MAPK cascade; protein dephosphorylation
Cellular component (GO): cytoplasm
Molecular function (GO): MAP kinase phosphatase activity; protein tyrosine/serine/threonine phosphatase activity
Source: RefSeq, a predicted model, not a curated record
GGAGGAGGAGAAGGAGAAGAAGAAGGAGGAGGAGGAGGAGGAGGAGAGGAGGAGGAGGAGGAGGAGGAGGAAACAAGCGGUCAAGGUCUUGGGGAAGACAGGAUAUUAAGUGCCCCAAAGGGACCAGGUGCCAAGAUACAGCACCGGAAGUACAAGAAGGCCAAAAGCCGGCAUGAAUUGUGCCUCCAAGAGCAACAAUCUGGAAAGCAAAGAGCCUUAUCAGACACCAGCACUCUCCGAACUGCAGAGACUGGUGUGGCGUAGAGGAGGAUCUGACAACCACGUGGACCAAGUGUGGCCAAACCUCUAUCUUGGAGAUGCGUGGGCAGCUAGAAGUAAGACCGUCCUUCUGGAUCUUGGCAUCACCCACAUCCUUAACGCAGCGGAUGGGCCCUACAAUAUCAACACAGGUGCUCGGUAUUACAAGGACCUGCCGGUUGAGUACUAUGGGGUGCAGGCCUUUGACGAUACCUCCUUUGAUAUCAGCAUCUUCUUCCGUGAUGCUGCCAAUUUCAUACACGAAGCCUUAAAGACUGGAGAAGGCAAAGUAUUUGUUCACUGCGCCAUGGGUUUGAGCCGCUCGGCAACUUUAGUGCUGGCUUACUUGAUGAUCCAUGAAAACUUGACGCUGGUGGACGCCUUGAGAUCGGUAGAUUUACACCGAGGCAUUUGCCCGAACACGGGCUUCCUGAGUCAGCUCCGGGCCUUGGACAUUAGCUUGAAUAAGGAACAGAAAAGUUUGUCAGGACUGUGAGAAAGAGAUGGUGAUGCAACGUUGCAAGGACAGUGACAUGGAUCAAAGCAUGCAACGUAAUGUUUAGCAGUUUAUUUUGUGUUUCAUAUUAGUUCCAGGAUACUAGAAACUGGAGCAGUUCCCGUCCAGGUUUUAUUAAUGUCUCCGGCUAAACUGGCUAAUGCAGGGGUCAGCAACCUUUACCACCCAAAGAGUCAUCUGGACCCGUUUUCCACA